UUGCUGCAACAAUGAAAUCAGAAACCUUUAUUUAUUUGAUUUCUUUAUGACAGGGAAUUUGAGCAUAAAGGCUGGUUAGAAUGCCUUCACUGUCCACACACAGGUGUGAAUGUGUUUGGGCUACAGGACAGAAGCAGAGGACACAGGUGGUGUGGCUGCAGCGUUCUCCGGCUGCACCGAGUCUCAUCUGCUGCCAUGAACCUGCUCAUGUGCUUUUAUUGUUUGCUCCUGGAUUUAACAACAGUUCAAAGCCGCGUGCUAAUGCAGAGCCGGAUCGUAGGAGGUUACACUGCAGCAGCACAUUCCAUCAAACACAUAGUGUCCCUGCAGAGCUCCAGAGGACAGCACUUCUGUGGCGGAUGCCUCGUUCACAGGUACUGGGUUUUGACUGCAGCGCACUGUAACAUCGGGGCAGACCAGAUGAUGAUAGUGGCAGGUGACUACAAAGUAAAUGUCUUCGAGGGUACUGAGCAGUACGCUAAACCCCACAGGCUGGUCAGCCACCCGCUCUACAACAGGAGCACCAACAACGCUGACAUCAUGCUUAUUAAGCUUCGAGCGCCGAUGAUCCUAAACAAGUUUGUAUCCCUAGCUCCUCUCCCCAGGCAGGGGACAGGUGUGGUCGCAGGCCACAUGUGUCGGGUGUCUGGGUGGGGGUACGACAAUCAGGGUGGAGAACAGGGCCCUGUCAAGCUGAGGACGGUCCUCGUCCCCAUUGUUUCAACUGCAAAGUGCAACAGCAGCGACUCCUUCGACGGGAACAUCACAGCAAACAUGAUCUGUGCUGGACACCAGGCUGGAGGGAAGGAUGCGUGCAAGGGAGACUCUGGUGGACCACUGAUGUGUAGAGGGAGGGUGUACGGUUUGGUGUCAUGGGGCAAUGGCUGCGCUGAUGCAAAGUUUCCUGGAGUCUACACCGCUGUGUCCAGAUUUCGCCGUUGGAUUGAUCACACAAUCUACGGCUCGUACCGACGCUGUGCCAGAUUUGGAUGAACAGGAAGAAGAUCGACAGAUAAAUAGAGGAAAUUAUUUCACCAGCAAUUAAGUAAUAUUAGUGCCACAUAUCAGGAGGAGUUUCUAUUAAAACCAUAGAAUAGAGCUGUAACAUCUAUAAAAAUCAAUUUAAAUCAUAGAUUGGACACAAAAAAGCGUGAAAUCCUGACAAAUCAUUUGUACAUCAAAAAUGUCAAGAUAGAAAUCUAAAAAAACAUUAAAAAUCUGUUAUCAUCCCUACAACGAUGUUUAAAUGGCAAAAUAAAAUCUGAUGGGAAAAAUGUCCAAACAUUCAGGUACACUUGUGAUUUUAAAGUGGAAUUGCUUGACUUAAAACCAAAUUCCAUCUUUAGCAGAUUUUUUUGUUGUUCAUUUUAUCUGAUUUGAACAGUUUGUUUUUAAAUCAGAUUUGUUUGGCAUUACUGAAUUUCACUUUUUCCCAUUUUUUACAGUUUCCUAAUUAAGCUAUCAUCUGUCUCGUUGUUUGUCGUGUUAUCACAUUUCCUUUAACUGAUUUUUUUAUUGUUAUCUUCUUGUUUUGACUCUUUUGUUGUAAGUCUGAGGUUUUUGAGUUUUAAGUUUCUGUCAUGGUGCAGAAAAAUCUGUUCGGUAAAUUCUAACUUUCUGAGAAACAGUAGAAACAAGUCUGCAGCGAUGAUGUCAGUUAGCCAUUUUUAGAGUUUAUAUUUAACUUUAACUGCCAUAUUCUUUCACAUUUCUUCUAUAUUCAUACUUAUUUUUUGUUAAAAAUGAAGUUAACAGCAAGAGUUACUAAAAGUUUUAUGGAUGGGUUCAUCCCAUUAAACAAUAAUGGUAAAUAGUGGACUUUUGAUCAAGAAAUAGCAUUUUUUUCUGAUAAAAGUGAUUCAAAUGUUGUUGUUUUUUACAUUUAUAUUUGUAUUUUUGUCAGAUGACGCUACAGUAAUGCAAACCUGUCAAAGUAAUCUUCAAAAAUAUCAAAUAAAUCAAAAUAUUUUGCUAUUUUUCCCAA
This is a messenger RNA of Oryzias melastigma (Indian medaka), 1984 nucleotides long. RefSeq names its product trypsin. Bases 196 to 993 code for a protein of 265 amino acids. NCBI's taxonomy places the organism in Eukaryota, Metazoa, Chordata, Actinopteri, Beloniformes, Adrianichthyidae. Gene Ontology annotation, molecular function: serine-type endopeptidase activity. The transcript is spliced from 5 exons. Gene Ontology annotation, biological process: proteolysis. The record is from RefSeq and is a predicted model, not a curated record.